Messenger RNA from Sus scrofa (pig), 4228 nucleotides. It is a transcript of the gene FAM167A, whose product is annotated as family with sequence similarity 167 member A. NCBI's taxonomy places the organism in Eukaryota, Metazoa, Chordata, Mammalia, Artiodactyla, Suidae. The record is from RefSeq and is a predicted model, not a curated record.
GCCCCGGCGCGUCCCUGGUCCCCGGAGCUGCGGGCGGGGAGACUUGAAUGAGAGGCAGGAGGGGAUAGCGACUCAAAGGGCUAGCGGUGGAAUAGCUCCGCCGUCGCCAGGCAACCGCCCUGACGCAACGCAAAAAAAAAAAAAAAAAAAGUCCCUUAAAAAAAAGAAUAGUGCUGAGAAUUCACAGGAACAAGAGCAAGAGAGAAAGGGAGGCAGAAUACGGCUCAGCCCUGAAGCCGGGGCCAGAGGAGGCUGCGGAGCGGGAGCCCGCGUCGAAAGGAGGAAGCGGGGAUCUCGGUGACACCCCUAGAAGGGGCCUCUGAGCACCAGGAAGGUGUGGCCACGGAAGCUCUGAGUGAGAAGAUGAGGUGCAGCCGUUAGCACGGGACGCCAGAAAACAAAUUUCCCUGGGAGAAACGCCAGAGAGAACUUGGGCCUCACACCAGCCAGCAGCUUCUCACCGCCUGCCCUUCCCCACAAGGAAGGGGCUCCAGCCCGAAUCCCCGCCCAUCUCCGAUUUGCCUGCACCUCCUCCAGCACCGAUAGAUCUUCUUGGCAGAGCUGCCCCCAAAGAUUCCUGCUAACACUUGUCUGGUCCUGCCUCUUGCAAAGCAUGGCACCCACAGUGCUCCAGGAAGCAUCUUAAAUCCCACUUGCUGGCAGCUGUGGCGGGGGACGCCCUGUGUGGCUCAUCCUCCGUCCCUUUGGACUCUGGGAGCUGCACGCAUCCUAGCGAUGCCCUCGGGAGCCUUGGCCCCAGCUGGAUGAGACAUUCCAGAGCCGGAUCUGACCUUGCCACCCAGCAAGACUCCCACGCUGCCCUCCCCCACCUCCCCGGCAGACCCUAGGAUGUCGGUGCCCCAGGUCCAAGUAGAAGAAGCGGUGUGUGGGGAAGAAGGGCCAGCAGAAGCAGCCCCACCUCCCGAUGACCACCUCCGGAGCCUGAAGGCCCUCACAGAGAAACUGAGGCUGGAGACCCGCAGGCCCUCCUAUCUGGAAUGGCAGGCCAGGCUGGAGGAGCAGACCUGGCCCUUCCCGAGGCCGGCAGCCGGGCAGCGGGGCUGUGCAGAGAAGGAGGCCGUGCUCCCCCCGAGGGCACCUGGGCAGCAUCCCCCACCUAACAGGCGUGCCAGCCAGGAUGACGAGCCCCAGGCCACGGGCAGGCUGGAGGGCUUCGAGAGCAUUGACGAAGCUCUAGCAUGGCUCCGGAAGGAACUGACGGAGAUGCGUCUGCAGGACCAGCAGCUGGCGCGGCAGCUGAUGCGCUUGCGCAGUGACAUCCACAAGCUGAAGAUCGAGCAGACCUGCGACCUCCACCGGCGGAUGCUCAACGAUGCCACCUAUGAGCUGGAAGAGCGGGACGAGUUGUCCGACCUCUUCUGCGACGCCCCGCUCGCCUCCUCCUUCAGUCUCUCAGCACCACUCAAGCUUAUUGGGGUCACCAAGAUGAACAUCAACUCGCGAAGGUUUUCUUUGUGCUGAGAAGCCCUAGAAGGGGCGGUGAAGCCAGAACGAGGGGGCGGGUGGGAGAUGCGGGAAGGGAGCUGAGGUCCAACUACCCGAGUGUGUCUCCCGGAGGCAGGGCUUCCCCGGGACCUGUGGCAGGUGCUCUCGGGGCACGUCUGCUGCCAGCGUCCCUAUGCCUGGCCCUGGCUUAAUACCCAAAGAGUCCUGCAGAAGGGCCACUCCAUCCGAUGUUCACUGAGACCUUGUCCCCAGCAGACACGUCCCAUCCUCCCCUCACCCACAUCCCUGUUUUCUGGAAUCACUGGUGCUAUGACCUGGGAACCCAAAGGGGGCCCCCAACGCUGUGAUUCUUGCAGAAGGCUUCCCCGAGGGCACCGAACCCCAGUGGGGAGGUGAUCAGAUAUGUCAGUCUUGCCAUCUCUCUGGUGCUGGCCUCUGAGUACUGGCUUGCAUUGACCCUAAGUGGUGACUCAGUCACCUCGACAGGGGCCCAUCAGGAAAGGACUAACACUGUUGCUGGGGUGGGGGAGCCAGGCCACAGCCACAGCCAGGGUCCUGGUGAGGUCAUCGACCUUGGCCCUGCGGGUGUGGGGUAGGUAAGUUGUUUCCAGUUUGUGCCCAGCACACCAGUGUAGCCAGCAUGGGGCAGGCAUGGCUACACCCUGCUGCCCGCCCUGGCCACUUACACCAAUCCCAACCUCCAAAGAGCCCUCUGCCACCACCCCACAACCCCGGGGAGUGCCCAGGAGUGGGUUUUCCUAUAACGGAAUCUCACGGAAGCCAGCAGAGGCCGCCUAUGGAUUCUGAUGUCACCUCUGCCACCUCCGUGCCCUCCCCAGAGGCUUGCCCUGAGCCGCCUCUGAGAUUCUGUGCCUGACUUAAACAACUAAUUUUAAUUGAAUCAGACUGUUACUAAUCUGUUGCUAACUUGUUAAUAACUGUUUGAUUUUUGUCCAAAUGGCAGAGCCAGUGGGUAGGUCCAGUGCAGAGGUUCAGGGUUUGGUUUUACAAGCUUCUCCCACAAGACAAGGGUGAGGAUCAGCAAGGUGAGGGCUGAGGCCUCGACGGGUGAGGAAGUUAAGCCGGUGGCACACCACCUGCCAGGGGGUUGACCUUUGAUCCAUCUAGUCCAGCCCUCUGGUUCACAAAAGAGUGAGGCCAGGGAAGGAACAUGGCCUCCCUCAGGUUCCACAGCUCUUUAGCGGCUAUAGAAUAUUGCUAUAUUAAAUCAUCAUCAAUAAUGCCUACACCGAUCACAUGUCAAUGAACUUGAACUCCAAAGAUGGUACUGACGCUUUGCUCACAAACCGCUAACCCAUCUACUCUCCACCUCACUCAGCCCUGUCAUCUCCCAAGUUACACUUCCUACUGCUGCCAGGAUUCACCAUCAAAGUGAGGUGUCCUGUUGCUUUGUCUUUCCUGCGUUGUCUUCCUGUAUCAUUUCACUGGGGCCCAUGGGCACACACACGCAUAUGCACACACACACACACACCAUGACCCACGCUGGAGAAAGCUUGCCUUUCUCUUGUGGGCCAGGAGUGGGAGUUUGUAAAUGAUUGGUUCCUAGUUAGAAAAGAAGUUGGUGUUUCCUUGUGAUUUCAAAGACGGUAUAACCACAUUCCCGAGAUCUGUUUUUGCCCCGACUCUGAGCAGUGGCAGAAGUCUGAGGCCCAGAGGACUCAUCCACAGAGGAGGCCUCAGUGGAAGCCCAGACCCCUCAGGCCUGUUCCUCCUCCUGGGGGAAGGAGGCAGACUUCUCUGCCCAGCACUGUGUCUCCUCAGGGAUUUUGGACAAGCCCUCCCAGGUCUUACAGGGGCCUGCCUGCCAGGCUUCUUCCAGAAGAGUCCUGGAUCCUCGGGUAUUGGCUGCCCUGCACACACGCACACUCACUCUGCAGAGACUCACUCGAACCCGCACAGGCAAGCCUGUUCCAUAUUCUGAAAAAAGGCCACACUAAUUAUUUUUCUUUCUAAAAAUCAGUCAUUACAGUAACUGAAAAAGCUGGGUCCAACCAAAGCUGAGUGACUUGGUUGAAUUCUAUCAACGCAACUGAAUCGGAGUCAACCGGGCAAUGCCGUUGCUCAGUGAGUCCAGUGAUUCCUUUCUUUGUUCUCUGAGAUCAAGGCAUACACUUUUUGGAGGGGUGUCACUGUCUUCGUCAUUUUGCUUAGUUCAUCCCAGGAGAAUUUUAUUUGGGGGAUAAGGCAAGAGGGGGUCAAGAAGAGAAGUGGGGGGAAAAGACAGAUGUGUUUUCUUACUCAUUGUCCAGUGUCUUUUCACAUCCUUAUUUCCAUGGUGGACACAGUUCAGUUCAGCUGCGAACUAACACGGUGAACGAACCAGGUCAGUUCAGCUUUGUAAAGUCCCUGACUCGUGUGGGUCAAGACACAUCUGGGACAGUCACAGCUCUAAGCGGCAUCACCAGCUCCCCAAGGGCAACCUUCUGGCUUACCACACAUAUGGGACACUGUUGCAGUUUUACUUGUUAUCUACCCGUCUCUGUGCAUCCCCUAAGGAGCUCUGGGUGUAAAACACAAGUCUCUGUUGAAGCUGCCAAGUGGGGUGAAGUCUGAGGCCUUUGUGGGCUCCUGGGAGCCCGGGCAGGCUUGGGAUGGCCUGACCCAGCCCCCGCGUCCUCCCUGUAGCAAUACCAAGUGCUAUUAUAUAAUUGAUGGACAGUUUAUAAUUUUAUUUUUUAUGAUUAUUUGUUUCUAUAUUGCUGUAGAAAAAGUGAAAUAAAAAUUGUUUCAAAAGAAGACA